Grammomys surdaster is the source of this 4858-nucleotide messenger RNA. It is a transcript of the gene Ogfrl1, whose product is annotated as opioid growth factor receptor like 1. The transcript is spliced from 7 exons. Gene Ontology annotation, molecular function: opioid growth factor receptor activity. The record is from RefSeq and is a predicted model, not a curated record. Bases 102 to 1496 code for a protein of 464 amino acids. Gene Ontology annotation, cellular component: membrane. Lineage: Eukaryota; Metazoa; Chordata; Mammalia; Rodentia; Muridae.
GCGGGCCGGGCGAGCUGCCGCCUGCUCCCGGAGCGAGCGGAGCGCGGCCAUGCCCGGGCCCUAGCGCGCUGCCGCAGCCCGCGCCCGCCGCCACCUCUUCAAUGGGCAACCUGCUCGGCGGGGUCAGCUUCCGCGAGCCCACCACCGUGGAGGACUGCGACUCCACCUGGCAGACCGACUCGGAGCCCGAGCCCGAGCAGCCGGGGCCGGCAGGCGGUGGCGAGGGCCAGGAGCACGACGAGCCGGAGCAGCCCGAGCAGCCUCCCGAGAGAGCCGGAGGGCGGCCCCGCGCUAGCCCUGUGCCCGAGGACCACGCCGAGGCGGCGGGCGCGGAGCAGGGUGGCGAGUCCACGGAAGGAAGUGCUAAACCAAAGAGAAGCUUCUAUGCGGCGAGGGAUUUGUACAAGUACCGACAUCAGUACCCAAACUUCAAAGAUAUCCGAUAUCAAAAUGACUUGAGCAACCUUCGCUUUUAUAAGAAUAAAAUUCCAUUUAAGCCAGAUGGUGUUUACAUUGAAGAGGUUCUAAGUAAGUGGAAAGGGGACUACGAGAAACUGGAGCACAAUCACACGUACAUCCAAUGGCUUUUUCCCCUGAGAGAACAAGGCUUGAACUUUUACGCUAAGGAAUUAACCACAUACGAAAUUGAGGAAUUCAAAAAAACGAAGGAAGCAAUCAGAAGAUUCCUCUUGGCUUAUAAAAUGAUGCUAGAGUUUUUUGGAAUAAAGCUGAUUGAUAAAACUGGAAAUGUUGCUCGGGCUGGAAACUGGCAAGAAAGAUUUCAACAUCUGAAUGAGUCUCAGCACAACUACUUAAGAAUUACAAGAAUUCUUAAAAGCCUUGGUGAGCUUGGGUACGAGAGUUUUAAAUCUCCUCUGGUAAAAUUCAUUCUUCAUGAGGCUUUAGUGGAAAAUACUAUUCCCAAUAUCAAGCAGAGUGCUCUGGAGUACUUUGUUUAUACAAUUAGAGACAGAAGAGAGAGGAGAAAGCUCCUGAGAUUUGCCCAGAAACAUUACACACCAUCAGAGAAUUUCAUCUGGGGGCCACCUAAGAAAGAACAACCAGAGCGAAGCAAAGCCCAGAAAACACCUACUCUACCUGCUUCUGGCUCAAAUGGUCAAACUUCUACACACAAGAAAUCCAAGGACUCCAAAAGUUCCUCAGUAGCUAUUCACUUAAAUAGCAAAACAGUGGAAGAAAAAAGGGGGGCAUCUAGAGAGCCUGGGGAGGAGGCAGACAAGCCAAGCUCAGAGCCCAGCAGUGAAGAUACCAAGGCAAGAAACACAGAGAAAGACAGUGCUACUGACCAAUCUGAUUCUACACCCGAGGAAACAGUUCCUGAUACUGCAGGAAAAGAGGAAUGUCCAACUUCUUCUGAAAAAGGUGAAGAAGGGGAAAACCAGAGCAAAGACUCUGAAAAUCCUGAAAAUGCCAGCUGUCAUGCUGAGGUCAUGGUACAGCAAAAUGUCACAAACCCACACACCAGUUCUGGUUAAGGGAGUUAAAAAAAAAAACAAACCUGCUGUCUAAUUUUACCAUGAAGAACAGAGAUGAGGUCACGUUUAAAUGUUAGCCACCUGUGACUUUUGCUGUAAGCCCUUUGCUCUUGCUUUUAUUUUUGGAUCACAGUGAAUUGGACAUUUAAAAAGAAGUUUUAAGACCGGAUCCAAUAAAAGAAUAUACUUAGGAUGUGUUUUCAAAUUCUGUAUAUAACAGUCACUUUCAAAAUAGUUUCAGGUUAUCUAGACGCAGUUCUGUAGCAUUUGGUAUCCAACACAGUCUCUUCAGAGAUUCCUGCAGACAUCAAGACCCUCUGGUAAUGCGGCAGCACCUGGUUUUUAGAUUAGUGAAGGAUGAUGAGUUAGGCAUGCCCAAAUGUUUCCAGAAACUGGUCUGGAUGCUCUGAUUACAGCGCCUCGGAGCUCUCAGCUUUGGUGUCUGCCACGGCUGUCCUUCUCAUUGGUUUGCUGCCCUCCUCUUCUCCCCCUCUUCUUCCUGCUUGAGCAUCACCGUCUCUCUCAGCUUCCACAGAGUUUUCUAGUACACAUUAGGGUCCUCUCCUGUACCAAUGUCCAGGUGGAACAGAGGGGAUUUUUGCUAGUCUGAUUUCAGGAUUUUUUUAUGUUCAUAAAUAAUAAAAAAUAGUCUCAGUAUUAAGUGUAUAGAAAGGAUUUUAUUUGUGUGUGUAUGUGAAAAAAAAUAAGGAAUGAAAAUAGACUUUUGUUUUUUAGUGGCUGUUCUAUACAAAAUUGGUAGUUUAUCAUGGAUGCAAAUCACUGAGGAGUGUUAUAAAAACCACAAAAAAAUAGUCAUUUUGAAAAGAUGACUUUUCAUACUGUCAACAAGCAAAUUGUCCUUUGAGCCAUUAGUGUAGUGUAGUGAUGCCAUGAGGACUAUACUGAUGUCACCAGUCCACGGUCUGUGUGUAUAUAUGUAUGUAUGUGUGUAUGUAUGUAUGUUCAUCUUUCUUAUAUGUGCAUGUUCAUCUCAUCUUCAUGUAUGUUCAUCUUUAUGUAUUAUCUAUGUAUGUUCAUCUUCAUGUAUUGUGUGUGUGUUCAUCUUCAAAUAUUGUGUGUAUACGUUCGAUUUCAUGUAUUGUAUAUAUGUUCGCCUUCAAGUAUUAUGUGUCUAUAUUCAUCUUUCAUUUGUCAUUUGAAACUGAGAACAGUUUGAAAUUAUAUAUACCCACUUUGAGUAAAUAUUAGAUUUGCAUAGCAUUAGUUAAAAGUCUUGUUUUAUACAGUGUUAUUGCUAAUUAUUAGUACAAAUCAGAAGACAAUCAGAAACACUGUGAUAGGAACUUCAGAACAUUCAUACAAACAGACAAAGUGAGGGACAGAAAAUAUUUUUACUUUUUUUUUUAUUGAGUGAAGAAUUGACUUUUAACUAUCUCUCUUCAGCUUUUAAGAAAAGCUCCAUAUGUUUUCACCCACCCCACCCCCACACCCCAGGGAACUUUUCGUAUGUCCUCUUUUGUAGUACAUCGUAUCACUGUCUUCUUGGCUUUUUCAGCCCACAACUUUCAGUGGCGAUUCCUACAAAAUGCUCCCACCAAUUUUAGGCUUUUCGAAAUAAAGUUUUGUUGUUUUUAAAUUUGCACAGCCCAGCUAUUUAUCCCUGACGUUAUUUGUGCGUCUUAGUGGCACAAAUAUGAUACACAUUUAUUUGUUAAUCAUAUCCUUGUAAGUAAGACAAGAAACACUUCAUCGUUCUAGGUACGUAAUAUAUCAGCUUUAACUUGUACCAAUUUGUGAGGUGUUAAGAAUUUGAGGUAGCAAUCUCAGUUUAAAUUGAGUUCAAUGCAAGGAGUGCGUGGGCUCUCUUAAGUGAUGUUUGUAGCAACAGUCUAAAGAUCUUAGUAGACACUUACACAGGAUUCAGGGAUGGGAGAGGAUGGCCAACUUAGGCUGAAUUGUAGGGAUAUAAGCAAUUAAAUAAAAAUAUAUCUCGAUUUUGAACACACAAUGAAUCAUUCACACCUCUUUAAAGGUGUUUAGUAUAAAAAAAAACAUGGAGCCAGGGGACUGGGGAGAUGACUCAGUGGUCAAGAGCUUGUGUUGCUCUUCCAGAGGACCAGGGUUCAGUUCCCUGUACCUAUACUGGGUAGUUCACAACUGCCUCAACUACCAGGGGAUCUUGUUCUGGCUUCUGGGGGUGGUGGGACUUGCAUGCAUGUGGUGCACAUACAUACAUACACUCAAGCGCACACAUAACAUAUUUUUUAAAACUAGACAUGGGGUCAGAUGCUAAAAAUAUUUUUUAAAAAUCAAGCUACCAGAUACUAAAGUUAAUAUAAUCCAAAUCACUUAGAAGUUACAAUAUACCAGAACCCUUAGGAAUAAAAACACCUAACAAUUUAGAUUCUAGAGUAUUAUUCUUUAUUAAUGGUUUUGUUAGGUUAUGCUAUUUAAUUUGAGAAUAUUUAGUCUCUAGAGGAGAACUCCCUGGCUUCCGUCUAAAAUAGUGGCCUUUUUUCUCGUGGGGGUUGUUUAAACUGAGUAUUCAUAACGUGACAAUGUUUCCUACAUUUAAUCUGUAAAUAGCAGAGAAAAUAGCAAAGAACAAGUUAAAGGAAGUCAUUUCUUUCACUGAUUAAAAAUUGAGCAUCCCGAAUUUUUUCUAUUAAGAGCACUUUGUACAUUUAAUAGUUUUUUAACAUAAGAUCUAGAGAUGAUGUGUUUAUGUGUAUGGUAACUAUCAAACAGUGGUCCAAAUUUGACUUAGAUGUUUUGUGUUUUUCAAACCACCAUAUGCUUACAGUCAUUUACUGAGAAGCUGUUCCAGAAAAUGCUGUGCGGCAUGGCCGAGUAGCUCGAUGCAUCGCUGAACAUCCGCAGGUGUUCUCACGUGGUCUUUGUUGUACCAAGCGGCAAGGAUACAAAGUAUCAGCUGUUGAUAAAGUUACAUUUCACAACAAAUAGAUGCUAUAUUGCUUGAUUAGCUUGGUGCAUUUAUAAUAUUUUUUUGCUUUCAUAUUUCAGAGGAGAAAAUAUAUGUGAAGAUAUUUUGAAAUACCGUGAUAAAUAGUUCUAUAUUUCUGUAUGGUGGAGAUGUUUCUGACAUUAAGAUCAUUGUAUGGUUCUGAGUUUUCAAGCUCAUUCUCAUAGGAAAUUUUAAGUGAUCAUGAUGGACUUGAAAAAAAAAAAAACCUUACCUGCUUUCUCUAAAUCGAGGCUUGUUGUCAGUUCUAAAAUUAAAUUGUAUAGUUUUAUUUUGUCUUAGGUUUUUGAAAUUACAAUUUUUAGUUUUAAGGAACAAAGAUCUAUAACUCAGGAGUUACUAAGGAAGUUUUAAGAUUUGCUUUUUGGUGUUACAUAUAUAACUACAUGAAUGUGUAAUAAAAACCUGUCAUAACCAU